GCUAUUUAUAAGAUAUAUUGUUAUCUCUAGAUAUUUGGUUUAGUUAUGGUAACAUCAGUAUGGCCUCCAGAUACAGUAAAAGAUGUUGCAGAGUCUAUUGGUAUUAACCAGCUUGAUGACGAUGUAGCAAAAGUUUUAGCAUUGGAUAUUGAAUAUCGUAUACAUGAAGUUAUUCAGGAGGCAGUCAAGUUUAUGCGACAUGCUAAACGUACAAUUCUUACGGUUUCUGAUAUUAGUCAUGCACUUCGUGUCUUAAAUGUCGAGCCUUUAUAUGGAUAUCAUGCUUUUCGUCCAGUACGGUUUGGAGAAUCACGAUUAGAACAAGGCCAGCCACCAUUAUAUUACUUAGAAGAUGAAGAUAUUGAAUUUGACAAAAUUAUUCAUGCACCACUUCCAAAAGUACCUAGGGAUAUUAAUUAUUCAGUCCAUUGGUUAGCGAUUGAAGGUGUCCAACCUGCUAUUCCACAAAAUCCUGUAUUGUCUGAUACAUUAGCGACUGAUCAGAAGGAUUCUGGAACACUAAAUAACAAUUCAUGGACAAUUUCAAAUCCUUCAUCAGGUAUAGAAGUUAAACAUUUGGUUAAACAUGUUAUAUCAAAAGAAUUGCAAUUGUAUUUUGAACGUAUCAACUCAGCUAUUUUAGAUGAGCAGAAUGAAGGACUUCGUUCUGCUGCAUUAACUAGUUUAAGACAGGAUUCUGGAUUACAUCAAUUACUUCCAUAUUUUGUUUCACUUGUAGCUGAGAAAAUUACACAUAAUUUGAAAAAUCUUUUUAUACUAAAUAUGAUGAUGCAGAUGACAUGGGCUUUAUUUGAUAAUCCAAACUUAUUUAUUGAACCAUAUCUUCAUCAAAUCAUUCCAUCAAUUUUAACAUGCCUGGUGGCUAAGAAAUUGGGAGAAAACCCUGCUUCUGAAGAACAUUAUGAACUAAGAGACUUUUCUUCAUCAUUACUUGGGUUAAUUUGUCAAAGAUUUAGUGAUGUUUAUCAUACAUUAAAACCAAGAAUCACACGAACACUUUUAAAAGCAUUCUUAGACAAUAGAAAGCCAUUCACAACACAUUAUGGAGCAAUUAUUGGGCUUAUUACUAUGGGAAAAGAAGUUAUUCGUAUAUUAAUUUUACCAAAUAUAAAAACAUAUGAAUUAUUAAUUAAAGAUGAUAUAAAUAGUCCUGAAUUAACAAUUAAAAAAAUGGAAGCAACCAAAUGUCUUGAAGCUUUGAUGAAUGCACUUCGUACUUUGUCAAAAGAUGAAACAUCUGAAAUUAAAACAACUGAUGAAACAUUCAAUAAUGAAGAAUUAAAUGAUCCAUCUUCCGAAACACAUACUAUUCUUGUAGAAAUGGUCGGAGAGUUAAUGACUAAUAAAAUUAUAGAAGAAAAAGACGAAAAAAUUAUAAAAACACUCUUAGAAACACAUAAGUUAGAAAAAAUACUUCAUUAGCUAUUUAUUUAAACAAAAACUAUCCUAAUAUAUACAGCAUCAUUGU
Pneumocystis carinii B80 is the source of this 1489-nucleotide messenger RNA. RefSeq lists its product as hypothetical. The record is from RefSeq and is a predicted model, not a curated record. The coding region runs from base 46 to 1443 and encodes 465 amino acids. Gene Ontology annotation, cellular component: SAGA complex; transcription factor TFIID complex; SLIK (SAGA-like) complex. NCBI's taxonomy places the organism in Eukaryota, Fungi, Ascomycota, Pneumocystomycetes, Pneumocystales, Pneumocystaceae. The transcript is spliced from 6 exons. Gene Ontology annotation, molecular function: RNA polymerase II general transcription initiation factor activity; transcription coactivator activity; protein heterodimerization activity. Gene Ontology annotation, biological process: transcription initiation at RNA polymerase II promoter; RNA polymerase II preinitiation complex assembly.